AUGAAACGGCACAUCACAUCUCUCCAUAUCUAUCUAUCAGUCUUCUUCAGGACUCACUCCAUUCAAAGUAUUACUCCUUUUUAUCUUCUUUCCUUAAUCCUUCUAUCUAUCUGUAUAUCUAUCUAUCUAUCUAUUAGUCUUUUUCUUCUUGACUCACUCCAUUCAAAGUAUUACUCCUUUUUAUCUUCUUUCUUUACUCCUAUCUAUCUAUCUAUCUAUCUAUCUAUCUAUCUAUCUAUCUGUCUAUCUCAGUCUGUUUCUAUCUAUCUACCACUGCUUGUUCAUAUCUAUCUAUCUAUUUUAUUCAGUUUCUAUUUAUCUAUCACUGCCUAUUCGUAUCUACCUAUCUAUCUCAGCCUGUUUCUAUCUAUCUAUCUAUCUAUCUAUCUAUCUAUCUAUCUAUCUAUCUAUCUAUCUAUCACUGCCAGAAUGGCAAAGAGAGAUAAUUUACAGAAUGUAAAAAGGUCUACACAUACUUUCCCUUUCUCUUUCUCUCUCUCUCUCUUUCUCUGUCACCUCUCUCUCUCUCUCUUCUCUCUCUCUCGCUCUCACUCUCUCUCUCUCUUAACACACACACACACACACACAGUAAAUUACAAAUACGGACACACAUUUUCCUCCCACACAUUUUCCUCCCACACAUUUUCCUCCCACACAUUUUCCUCCCACACAUUUUCCUCCCACACAUUUUCGAGUUUUUUUUUCUUUUCGUUCAUUCUUCCUAAAUUCUUUCUCUUUCCACUUGAAUUGCUCUUAUUCGUUCUCUUCCCCUCUCUCUACUCUCUUUCUCUCUCUCUCUCUAUAUAUAUAUCUUCCCCUCUCUCUACUCUCUUUCUCUCUCUCUCUCUAUAUAUAUAUCUUCCCCUCUCUCUACACCUCUAUUUCAUUCUCUCGUUACGUUCUUUUGAACGCUUAUUCUCUACUGUUUUUCACACUCUCUCUUUCUCCCUCUUUUUCACACUCUCUCUUUCUCCCUCUUUUUCCACUCUCUCUUUCUCCCUCUUUUUCCACUCUCUCUUUCUCCCUCUUUUUCCACUCUAUCUUUCUUUAGCGUUCUUUCUAAUCUCUCACUUUCUCUAUUACACAUACUUUUUCCUCUUCAUCUUCAGUCUUUUUCUCCUUCAGUCUUUUUUCUCCUUCAGUCUUUUUUCUCCUUCACUCUUUUUCUCCUUCAAUCUUUUUUUCUCCUUCAAUCUUUUUUUUGUCUCCUUCACUUUUUUUCUCCUACAUUUUCUCUGUUUUUCUUUAUUCUUUUUCUCCCGCCUUCUUUUCUUCCUCUUUUUCUAUGUAUCUUUUACGCGAGUUGACAUCAAAUUGAUUUCCAUUUCUUUUCCACACUUCUCAUUUAAACACUUCCUUCUCUCUUUUACUCAUUGUCCUUUCUUUUCUCUCUCACGUUUCCUCUUUUCUUUCUUCUUCUUUACACAAAUUCAAUUUCACAUACGGUCCGGCUGCAACAGAGAUAUAUACUUUCUUCCUCUCUCUGGUUUUCUCUUUUCUUUCUUUCAAACACAGGCUGUAUUCUCAGCGUAG
Molecule: messenger RNA, 1533 nt
Organism: Acanthosepion pharaonis
Lineage: Eukaryota; Metazoa; Mollusca; Cephalopoda; Sepiida; Sepiidae
Source: the annotation of a GenBank genome assembly